Dipodomys ordii (Ord's kangaroo rat) is the source of this 2976-nucleotide messenger RNA. RefSeq names its product integrin, alpha 10 (gene Itga10). Gene Ontology annotation, biological process: cell-matrix adhesion; cell-cell adhesion; integrin-mediated signaling pathway. Gene Ontology annotation, cellular component: integrin complex; external side of plasma membrane. Bases 304 to 2976 code for a protein of 890 amino acids. The transcript is spliced from 22 exons. Gene Ontology annotation, molecular function: integrin binding. The record is from RefSeq and is a predicted model, not a curated record. Lineage: Eukaryota; Metazoa; Chordata; Mammalia; Rodentia; Heteromyidae.
ACCCAGGCCCCCUGAGUUCACCCUCAGUACUGACUUUAAAAAAGAAAAGAAAAAGUGUUCUUUAGACACUGAAAUGAGGCCUCCAGGGGGCAGCACAAAGGCAGAGAACUAGUCAGAGCCCUCAGCCUUCCAGGCCCCGGGCUGGGGCUCCCCACAGUUUCCCGCCACCCCUCCUCCCAUUCCUUCCAACUUUAUUUUUAGCUGCCAGUGGGAGGGGGCAGGAUAGGAGGGAAAGUAAAGAAAACAGAGAGGGAGAGGGACGCGGGCACAGAGGACUUCUCACGCAGGGCACAAGGACCCAGCAUGGAGCUCACCCUCUUCCUUCACCUGUUCUUACCCCUGAUGCUACUGACAGGCUGCCCCACAUACAUGGACGUUGUUAUUGUCUUGGAUGGCUCCAACAGCAUCUACCCCUGGUCUGAAGUUCAGACUUUCCUGCGGAGGCUGGUAGGGAGACUGUUCAUCGAUCCUGAGCAGAUACAGGUGGGGCUGGUGCAGUAUGGGGAGAGCCCUACCCAUGAGUGGUCCCUCGGAGAUUUUCGGACCAAGGAAGAAGUGGUGAGAGCAGCGAGGAACCUCAGUCGGCGGGAGGGCAGAGAAACCAAGACUGCUCAAGCAAUAAUGGUGGCCUGCACAGAGGGAUUCAGCCAGUCCCGGGGUGGCCGACCAGAAGCCGCCAGGCUACUGGUCGUUGUCACAGAUGGAGAGUCGCAUGAUGGGGAGGAUCUUCCUGCAGCGCUGGAGGCCUGUGAGGCAGGCAGGGUGACCCGCUAUGGAAUCGCGGUCCUUGGUCAUUACCUCCGACGGCAGCGAGACCCCAGCGCUUUCCUGCGAGAAAUCAGAGCCAUCGCCAGCGAUCCAGACGAGCGUUUCUUCUUCAACGUCACUGAUGAGGCUGCGCUAACAGACAUUGUGGAUGCCCUAGGAGACCGAAUUUUUGGCCUUGAGGGGUCCCAUGGAGAAAAUGAAAGUUCCUUUGGGCUGGAAAUGUCUCAGAUUGGCUUCUCCACUCAUCGGCUAAAGGAUGGGAUUCUUUUUGGGAUGGUGGGCGCCUAUGACUGGGGCGGCUCAGUGCUCUGGCUUGAAGAAGGUCGCCGCCUUUUCCCUCCACGUACAGCUCUGGAGGAUGAGUUUCCCCCUGAAUUUCAGAACCAUGCAGCCUAUUUGGGUUACUCUGUUUCCUCCAUGCUUCUGCGGAGUGGACGCCGCCUCUUUCUCUCAGGGGCUCCUAGGUUCAGACAUCGAGGAAAAGUGAUUGCCUUCCAGCUGAAGAAAGAUGGGGCUGUGAGGGUCGCCCAGAGCCUCCAGGGGGAACAGAUUGGCUCCUACUUUGGCAGUGAACUUUGCCCUUUGGAUACGGAUAGCGAUGGAACAACAGAUGUCUUACUUGUGGCUGCUCCCAUGUUCCUGGGACCCCAGAACAAGGAGACAGGCCGUGUCUAUGUGUAUGCUGUGGGCCAGCAGUCUUUGCUGAUGCUCCAAGAAACACUUGAGCCGGCAGUCUCCCAGGACGCUCGGUUUGGCUUUGCCAUGGGAGCUCUUCCUGAUCUGAACCAAGAUGGUUUUGCCGAUGUGGCUGUGGGAGCACCUCUGGAGGAUGGACACCAAGGAGCACUGUAUCUCUACCAUGGAACCAAGAGGGGAGUCAGACCUCGUGCUGCCCAGCGGAUUGCUGCUGCCUCCAUGCCACAGACCCUCAGCUACUUUGGCCGAAGCGUGGAUGGGCGGUUAGAUCUAGAUGGAGAUGAUCUGGUAGACGUGGCUGUGGGUGCCCAUGGGGCAGCCAUCCUACUCAGCUCCAGACCCAUUGUCCACUUGGCUCCAUCACUCAAUGUGACCCCGGCAGCCAUCAGCGUGGUUCAGAGGGACUGUAGGCGGCGAGGCCAGGAUGCAGCUUGCCUGACCGCAGUCCUUUGCUUCCAAGUGACGUCUGACACCCCUGGCCGCUGGGAUCGCCAAUUUGACAUAAGAUUCACCGCAUCGCUGGAUGAGUGGACAGCCGGGGUCCGGGCAGCCUUUGAUGGCUCUGGCCAGCGGCUGUCUCCUCGACGGCUCCGACUCAGUGUGGGGAAUGUCACCUGUGAGCAGCUCUGCUUCCACGUGCUGGAUACCUCAGAUUAUCUCCGGCCGGUGGCCUUGACUGUGACCUUUGCCGUGGACAACUCCACAAAGCCGGGGCCUGUGCUGGAUGAAAGUUCACCCACCUUCAUAGGAAAGCUGAUCCCCUUCUCAAAAGACUGUGGCCCUGACAAUGAAUGUAUCACUGACCUGGUGCUCCGAGCUAAUAUGGACAUCAGAGGGUCCAGUGAGUCCACUCUGCACCGCUAUGAGGUUCACCCCUACCGGACUCUCCCAAUGAAUCCUGGCCCUGAAUUCAAAACCACUCUCAGGGUUCAGAACCUCGGUUGUUAUGUGGUCCGUGGCCUCAUCCUCUCUGCCCUCCUUCCAGCUGCAGCCCAUGGGGGCAAUUACUUCCUGUCUCUAUCCCAAGUCGUCACGAGCAAUGCAAGCUGCAUAGUCCAGAACCUGACGGAGCCACCAGGGUCCCUUGUGCAUCCAGAGGACCUUCAGCACACGAACAGGCUGAAUUUGAGCAACACGCAGUGUCAGGUGGUGAGAUGCCACCUGGGGCAGCUGGCAAAGGGAGCUGAGGUCUCUGUUGGAGUUCUGAGGCUGAUCCACAAUGAAUUCUUUCGGAGGGCCAAGUUCAAGUCUCUGACAGUGGUGAGCAGCUUUGAGCUGGGAACAGAGGAAGGCAGUGUCCUGAAGCUGACUGAAGCCUCCUGCAGGAGUGAGAGCCUGCUCGAGGUGAUUCAGACUCGUCCUGUCCUCAUCUCCCUGUGGAUCCUUCUCGGCAGCAUCCUGGGUGGGCUACUCCUGCUUGCUGUCCUUGUCUUCUGCCUGUGGAAGCUUGGCUUCUUUGCCCGUAAGAAAGUACCCGGGGAGGAAAAAAGAAAAGAGAACAUGGAGCAAUGA